AAAAAAACCACUAAGAGUUCCCGGACCUCAGAUCUAGCUGGCAAGCUCCUGAAAACAUGCACGAAUAUAAGACGACCGAAGAGGUGUCACGGGAGCGGCAGGACCUGCUAAGGGGCGGGAGAGUGUGGCACAGACGCGGAGCGCCCCAGGCCGGGGGUGAGAAGGACUUCGGCCAGGAUUUCGGUGCAGCCAGAGCGCUCCGGUGACGUCUCCAUACCCCGGGCAAGAGUUUUCCUGGCCGGGCGCUCGCGGAAUUUCGGAUCUUAAUCUGGACUUGCCUCAUCGGGGCUGAUCGCAUUUCGGGCGCCAGCAGCCCGGGUUCGCUCGCCGGCUCAGCGCGCCGGGGUCCCACGUGCGGGUGAGCCUCCGCGGUGCCGUCGGGCCCCGGGUCUCCGCCAUGGACGCGGCGGCAGAGCUGCUCUUCUACGUGAACGGCCGCCAGAGGAGCCCCUCAAAACUGUACAAGUUCUAGGCCAGAUAAACCUUUUUCUGCUCCUGUUGCCUGGGUUCCACACCGAGUAAGAUUCACUUGUUUCCCCAUCUGCAAUGGAGGCUGUGAGGAUUCCCGCACAGGACUGCUUGCUAUGAAAGUGAGGUAAUAGAAAAAAAUGUUGAUCCUCAAACAAUGCUGUUACCAUACCUGAGGAAGAAGCUCCGACUCACAGGAACUAAGUAUGGCUGUGGAAGUGGAGGCUGUGGUGCCUGCACGGUGAUGGUAUCACGAUAUAACCCCAUUACCAAGAAGAUAAGACAUUACCCAGCCAAUGCCUGUCUGACUCCCAUCUGUUCCCUGUAUGGCGCUGCAGUCACCACAGUAGAAGGUAUAGGAAGCACCAAGGCCAGGAUUCAUCCUGUUCAGGAGAGGAUCGCCAAGUGUCAUGGCACACAGUGUGGGUUCUGCACCCCUGGGAUGGUGAUGUCCAUCUACACGCUGCUGAGGAACCAUCUGGAGCCCUCUCUGGAUGAGUUAACCGAUGCCCUUGGUGGUAACCUGUGCCGUUGCACUGGAUACAGGCCCAUCAUAGAUACCUGCAAGACUUUCUGCACAACUUCUGGCUGCUGUCAAAGUAAAGAAAAUGGGAUUUGUUGUUUGGAUCAAGGAAUAAAUGAAUUACCAGAAUUUGAGGAAGGAAAUAAGACAAGCACAAAACUCUUCUCAGAAGAGGAGUUUCUGCCACUGGAUCCAACUCAGGAAUUGAUAUUUCCUCCAGAGCUCAUGAUAAUGGCUGAGAAACAACCACAAAGGACCAGGAUUUUUGGUGGUGAGAGAAUGACAUGGAUUUCUCCAGUGACCCUGAAGGAACUGACAGAAGCUAAAGCCAAGUAUCCUCAGGCCCCUGUUGUCAUGGGGAACACUUCUGUGGGGCCUGAAAUGAAAUUUAAAGGCAUCUUUUACCCAGUCAUAAUUUCUCCUGAUGGAAUUGUAGAAUUGACUGUUAUGAACUAUGCCUCUAAUGAGCUGACCUUAGGUGCUGGUCUCAGCCUGGCUCAAGUGAAGGACAUCCUGGCUGACCUGAUCCUGAAGCUCCCAGAGGAGAAGACACAGAUGUACCAGGCUCUCUUGAAGCAUCUGAGAACUCUAGCUGGAUCCCAGAUCAGGAACAUGGCUUCUUUAGGAGGCCACAUUGUGAGCAGGCAUCUGGAUUCCGAUCUAAAUCCCCUCCUGGUUGUGGGCAACUGUACCCUCAACUUGCUCUCAAAAGAAGGCAAACGACAGAUUCCUUUAAAUGAGCAGUUUCUCAGAAAGUGCCCCACUGCAGAUCUAAAACCUGAAGAAAUCUUGGUCUCAGUAAACAUCCCCUGCUCAAAGAAGUGGGAAUUUGUGUCAGCCUUCCGACAAGCCCAGCGGCCACAGAAUGCACUUGCAAUAGUCAAUUCGGGAAUGAGAGUCUUGUUUGGAGAAGGGGAUGGCAUCAUUAGAGAAUUAUCCAUCUCAUAUGGAGGUGUUGGUCCAACCACCAUCUGUGCAAAGAAUUCCUGCCAGAAACUCAUCGGAAGGCCCUGGAAUGAAGAGAUGCUGGAUGUGGCUUGCCGGCUGGUUUUGGAUGAAGUCUCUCUCCCAGGCUCGGCUCCCGGAGGGAAGGUGGAGUUCAAGAGGACUCUCAUCAUCAGCUUCCUCUUCAAGUUCUACCUGGAAGUGUCACAGAUUUUGAAGAAGAUGGACCCUGUGCAUUAUCCUGGCCCUGCAGACAAGUAUGAGAGUGCUUUAGAAGAUCUUCAUUCCAGACAUCACUGGAGUACAUUAAAGUACCAGAAUGUAGAUGCAAAGCAGCCUCCUCAAGACCCAGUUGGCCAUCCCAUCAUGCAUCUGUCUGGUAUUAAGCAUGCCACGGGUGAAGCCAUCUACUGUGAUGACAUUCCUGCUGUGGACCCAGAACUUUUCUUGACUUUUGUAACAAGUUCAAGAGCUCAUGCUAAGAUUGUGUCUAUUGAUCUGUCAGAAGCUCUCAGCCUGCCAGGUGUGGUAGACAUUGUAACUGAGGAACAUCUUCAGGGUGUAAACUCCUUCUGCCUUCUAACCAAACCUGAGAAACUUCUGGGGACAGAAGAGGUAUUUUGUGUGGGUCAGCUUGUCUGUGCCGUGAUUGCAGAUUCCGAGAUCCAGGCAAAGCAAGCUGCCAAGAGAGUGAAGAUCGUUUAUCAAGAUUUGGAGCCACUAAUCCUAACAAUUGAGGAAGCAAUACAACACAACUCCUUCUUCGAUCAAGAAAAGAAACUGGAAUAUGGAAAUGUUGAUGAAGCAUUUAAAGUGGUUGACCAAAUUCUUGAAGGUGAGAUACAUAUUGGCGGUCAAGAACAUUUUUAUAUGGAAACCCAAAGCAUCCUUGCUGUUCCCAAAGGAGAGGAUCAAGAGAUGGAUAUCUAUGUUUCCACACAGUUUCCCAAAUAUACACAGGACAUAGUUGCUUCAACCUUGAAGCUCCCAGCUAACAAGGUCAUGUGUCAUGUCAAGCGUGUUGGUGGGGGAUUCGGGGGGAAGUCAAUCAAAACCGGCAUCCUGGCAGCCAUCACGGCAUUUGCCGCAAACAAACACAGUCGAGCAGUCCGCUGCAUUCUGGAACGAGGAGAAGACAUGUUAAUAACUGGAGGCCGCCACCCUUACCUAGGAAAGUACAGAGCUGGAUUCAUGAAUGACGGCAGAAUCCUGGCCCUGGAUGUGGAGCAUUAUAGCAAUGGAGGUGCCUCCCUGGAUGAGUCAUUACUUGUGAUAGAAAUGGGACUUCUGAAAAUGGAAAAUGCUUACAAGUUUCCCAACCUGCGUUGCCGGGGCUGGGUGUGCAGAACCAACCUUCCAUCCAACACGGCUUUGCGCGGGUUCGGCUUCCCUCAAGCAGGGUUCAUCACUGAAUUCUGUAUCACGGAAGUUGCAGCCAAAUGUGGUUUGUCCCCUGAGAAGGUCCGAAGCAUAAACAUGUACAAGGAAAUUGAUCAAACACCCUACAAACAAGAGAUUAAUGCCAAGAACCUGAUGCUGUGCUGGAAAGAAUGUAUGGCUAUGUCUUCCUAUUCCCUGCGGAAAGUGGCCGUGGAAAAAUUCAACUUGGAGAAUUAUUGGAAGAAGAAAGGGCUGGCCAUCGUCCCCCUGAAGUUCCCUAUCGGCCUUGGCUCGGUCCCUAUGGGUCAGGCUGCUGCCCUGGUUCACAUUUAUUUAGAUGGGUCUGUGCUGGUGACUCAUGGUGGAAUUGAAAUGGGGCAAGGGGUCCACACUAAAAUGCUUCAGGUGGCCAGUCGUGAAUUAAGGAUGCCAAUAUCUAAAGUUCACCUGCGUGGGACAAGCACGGAGACUGUCCCCAAUACGAGUAUCUCUGGAGCUUCCUUGGUGGCAGAUCUCAAUGGGUUGGCAAUAAAGGAUGCUUGUCAAACUCUUCUAAAACGCCUUGAACCCAUCAUCAGCAAGAAUCCUGGAGGCACUUGGAAGGAAUGGGCACAGGCUGCUUUUGAUGAAAGCAUCAGUCUUUCAGCUACUGGCUACUUCAGAGGUUACGAGUCGAAUAUGAACUGGGAGACAGGGGAAGGCUGUCCUUUCAAAUACUUUGUUUAUGGAGCUGCCUGUACCGAGGUUGAAAUAGACUGCCUGACGGGUGCUCAUAAGACUAUCAGAACAGACAUUAUCAUGGAUGCUGGCUGCAGUAUAAAUCCAGCCCUUGACAUCGGCCAGAUUGAAGGAGCAUUUGUUCAAGGCAUGGGACUUUAUACAAUAGAGGAGCUGAAUUAUUCUCCUCAGGGUGUCCUAUACACUCGUGGUCCAAACCAAUAUAAAAUCCCUACCAUCUGUGACAUCCCCACAGAGCUGCACAUUUCUUUGUUGCCUCCAUCUCAAAACUCAAAUACCCUGUAUUCAUCCAAGGGUCUAGGAGAGUCUGCGUUAUUCCUGGGGUGUUCAGUGCUUUUCGCCAUCCGUGACGCGGUGAAUGCAGCUCGACGGGAGAGAGGCCUGGUGGGACAGUGGGAGCUCAGUAGUCCCCUCACCCCAGAGAAGAUUAGAAUGGCCUGUGAAGAUAAGUUCACAAAAAUGAUUCCAAGAGAUGAACCUGGAUCCUAUGUUCCGUGGAAUGUACCCAUAUAAAUCAAACACAAAUUUCCAGGGAAAGUGGGGUGACCCUUCCAACAGAGCAGCCUGUCCAAUCUCUACACAUUAAGAUGCUGGGUCUGAGAAGCAAACUGCCACAAUUCAGAAAUCAUUUCACAGAGCAUUACUUUUAUUGACACUGCUUUUAAAUGUUCCAUUUAGAGUUUGAUAGAUAUGCUUAAGCUAUUUAGAGAUCAUAUUUUAAAUGGCAUAAAUAUGAACCAUUUUCCUCUUGAAUGAUACUCUCCAUUACUCUGUCCCUUAAAUCCAUCUGGCUGAAUGGAAUAGAAGAUGAUAAUUUGUAUGAUUCAUAUUUGACUUAUAUCCACCAAUAGAAAUUAUACUGUCUAGUCAAAGGCUGUUUUCAAAAUAAUUGCAUUAGCAAUUUGAAUUGUAAAGUUGCCAUUUUCUUCUUUGUUCCCAUCUGGUAUCAUCCUUCUUUUCUUGUCAGAAUGGACCUAGGCAUUGUAUCUAAAGGGUCUGUGGGACCAAAAGAAUAAAUAUAUAAGUUGGACUUCAUCAAAGGUAAAAGCUUUCAUGCUUCAAAAGACACUACAAGAAAUUGAAAAGAUAAACCACAGAAUGGGAGAAAAUAUUGCAAAUCAUAUAUCUGAUAAACAUCUAGUAUGAAGACUAUAUAUUUAAAAAACCUCUUACAACUCAAAAAUAAAUAAAUAAACCAAUUUAAAAAUGGGCAAAGGAAUUGAAUAGAUACUUUUCCAAAGAAGAUAUAUAAAUAGAUAAUAAGCACUCAAUAACCACUAAUAAGGGCUCAAACUCAUUAGCCAUUAAGGAAGUACAAAUCAAAACCACAAUCUGAUACCAUUUCACACCCAGUAGGAUGGCUAUAAUCAAAAUGAUGGACAGUAAUAAGUGUUGACAAGGAUGUGGAGAAAUUGAAAUCCUUAUCAAUUGCUGGAGAGAAUGAAAAUGGUGCAGACUCUAUGGAAAAAAAUUUGAAAGUUUUUCAAAAGGUUAAAUGUGGAAUUACUAUUUUAACCAGUCCUAGGUAUUUACUCAAGAUAAUUGAAAACAUAUGUUCACACAAAAACUUGUACACGAAUGUUCAUAGCAUUAUUCAUAAUAGCCAAAAGUGGAAACAACCCAACUGUACCAACUCACAACAAAAAAUGAUAAAAUUUAUCAAAAAAUGAU
This is a messenger RNA of Manis pentadactyla (Chinese pangolin), 5725 nucleotides long. Its product is annotated as aldehyde oxidase. NCBI's taxonomy places the organism in Eukaryota, Metazoa, Chordata, Mammalia, Pholidota, Manidae. Gene Ontology annotation, molecular function: oxidoreductase activity; iron ion binding; NAD binding. Bases 626 to 4567 code for a protein of 1313 amino acids. The record is from RefSeq and is a predicted model, not a curated record. The transcript has 36 exons.